Messenger RNA from Helianthus annuus (common sunflower), 1277 nucleotides. RefSeq names its product vesicle-associated membrane protein 727. The coding region runs from base 394 to 1107 and encodes 237 amino acids. Gene Ontology annotation, cellular component: membrane. The transcript has 7 exons. Gene Ontology annotation, biological process: vesicle-mediated transport. The record is from RefSeq and is a predicted model, not a curated record. NCBI's taxonomy places the organism in Eukaryota, Viridiplantae, Streptophyta, Magnoliopsida, Asterales, Asteraceae.
ACGUACGAUGUCCAUCCCACAAAUUGCUGUCGAUUCCAGUUUCUUCUUCUUCUUCUUCUUCCAAACAACUAUCCUAAUUUUUGGCAAGUUUUUUGGACAAAUCUCGAGAUUAUAUGUCGUUCUAUUCACUUAUUGGAGCUCGAAUUCACAUAUUAUCACUUCAUUUUGAACAAAUUAGCUACUCUAGGGGUUUAGUAUUUUCACUCUCUGAAUCCAUUUGCGGUUGAUUUCCGUUUCUUCUGCUUCGAAAGGCUUCAGGUUCUUUUUGGACAAAUCCCGAGAUCAUCAUGUAGUUCUAUUCACUUAUUAGAGCUUGAAUUAACACAUUAUCAUCAAUUAUCACUUCAUUCAACUCAAGUUCGCUACUCUAGGGUUUUUUGGACAAAUCUCGAGAUGAAUCAGAAGGGGUUGAUUUACAGCUUUGUUGCAAAAGGAACUGUUGUAUUGGCAGAACACGCAGCGUACUCAGGGAAUAUCAGUACAAUUGCAGUUCAAUGCUUACAGAAACUACCUACUAACAGCAGUAAAUACACGUACUCAUGUGAUGGGUACACCUUCAACUUCUUGCUUGAUCUAGGGUUCGUUUUUCUUGUUGUUGCUGAUGAAUCGAUGGGGCGAAGUGUGCCAUUUGUGUUUCUCGAGAGAUUGAAGGAUGAGUUUAAGCAGGCUUAUGGUGGAAUUAUUGGGAGUGAUAAUGAUAAUCCACUUGCCGAGGAUAGUGAUGAUGAUUUGUUUGAAGAUCGGUUUAGUGUUGCGUAUAAUCUUGACCGAGAAUUCGGGCCUAAGAUAAAGGAACAAAUGGAUUAUUGUUUAAAUCAUCCAGACGAAAUGAGUAAGCUGUCUAAACUAAAGGCUCAGAUUACUGAGGUCAAAGGGAUUAUGAUGGACAACAUUGAGAAGGUUUUGGAUCGUGGGGAGAAGAUUGAAUUACUAGUCGACAAGACCGAAAACCUUCAAUUUCAGGCAGACAGCUUUCAUAUACAGGGAAGGCAAUUGAGAAGGAAAAUGUGGCUGCAGAAUGUACAAAUGAAGCUUAUGGUUGGGGCAUCCAUACUUACUACUAUCAUAAUUAUUUGGCAAAUAGUUUGUGGCGGUUUUGGAUGUUGAAAGUUUUUAAGAAACAUCAGGCCCGGUUUGGUUCACGAAUUCUAAUUCUUUUAAAAAUAUUCUGUAAACCAAACGGCACCUUAUUACUCUCAAGUUUGGUUUUCUUAUACUUUUCGGUGUACAUAUUAAACCACUUAUCAAUAAAAAAAAGAUGAUAUUCAAGAACCGGA